This is a messenger RNA of Dermacentor silvarum, 2232 nucleotides long. RefSeq names its product probable sodium/potassium/calcium exchanger CG1090. The record is from RefSeq and is a predicted model, not a curated record. Gene Ontology annotation, cellular component: membrane. Gene Ontology annotation, molecular function: calcium, potassium:sodium antiporter activity; calcium channel activity. Gene Ontology annotation, biological process: calcium ion transmembrane transport; intracellular calcium ion homeostasis. NCBI's taxonomy places the organism in Eukaryota, Metazoa, Arthropoda, Arachnida, Ixodida, Ixodidae. Bases 29 to 1651 code for a protein of 540 amino acids. The transcript is spliced from 10 exons.
ACAGAGUCCGAGAGCAGGGUCGGUGGACAUGGUCGGUCGCUUGUUCCCGGCUCUGGUAUGUGCGGCGGCGGCGGCGGCGGCGGCGGCGGCGGCGGCGGGGGUGGCGGGGGCCCCCAACUGCACUGUGGCCGCCAUCGAGCAGUUCCCGCGGCCCCUCAUGAGCCCCGAACUCCGCAAGCAGGGAGGCAUCGUGGUGCAUGUGCUUGCCGCUCUCUACAUGUUCGCGGCGCUGUCCAUAAUCUGCGAGGACUACUUCGUGCCUUCACUGGAGGUCAUCUGCGACGUGCUGCACGUGGACCCGGACGUGGCUGGAGCGACGUUCAUGGCGGCGGCCAGCUCGGUUCCCGCCAUAGCCGCCUCUAUCAUCGCCAUCAUGGUGGCCAAGGGUGAAAUGGGUGUAAGCACAGCACUCGGCUCGGCCGUGCUGAACGCCGCUGGCGUCAUCAGUGUCAGCGCACUUUUUGCUGGAAAGGUGGUGGUGCUGCACCGCUGGCCAAUGUAUCGUGACAGCGUGUUCUUCUUCGCAAGCGUCGUUAUUCUCUUGGCUGCUCUGCAGGACGAAGCCAUCAGCCGAAUGGAGUCUAUUCUAUUGCUGGCUGCGUACUUGGUGUAUGCGGUGUUCAUGUGCUUCGACAGCAAAGCCGAAGCGUUCUUCCUGCGACACCUGGCUUUCCUGCGCGACGAGCCCCCAGCAUCCAGUCCGGCGCAGGCUGAGCCAGCGCCACCGGUGUCCCGCCGUGCCAGCCGCGGCCUCGUGCUCACCACGCUCAACAGCGGGGCAUCGGCAGCGCCUCGAGCGCGCAGCCUGGAUGCGCAGAGCGCCAGGCCGCCGCCGCCGCCGCCGCGACGUAGCCUCGCGCUGGACCCGAACCGGCGACGCCUGUCGCUCAUAUCGCUGCGCAGCCGAAGUGGCAACUGUGAUCAGCGGGAGACCGAAAGCAAGGGGGUUCCGGACGCCCAAGGUGAGCAUGUGGCCGCGCUGGAGGAGAUGGCACGCCGAGCAAGCCCACUGGCCUCCUCGGCGCUGGCGCCCCCGCGUGGAGGCUUCCCGCGGCUGCUGUGGCUUGUGCUGUUGCCGCUCAACACGCUGCUGUUCUUGACAGUGCCAGACUGCAAGCGUAACCGCUGGCGCAACUGGUUCCCGCUCACCUUCCUCAUGAGCACCGUGCACAUCUCGGUCUUCUCGUACUUGCUCGUCUGGAUAAUCACCAUCAUAGGAUUCACUCUGGACGUGCCGGAUACCGUGAUGGGGCUGACGUUCCUGUCCAUCGGAGUGACACUUCCCGACGUGGUGGCCAGCCUGUUGGUGGUGCGCAGGGGAUUCGGGGAUAUGGCGGUGUGCAACGCGCUUGGAAGCAACAUCUUCGAGAUUCUGGUGGGGCUCGGCCUUCCCUGGUUUAUCAAGACCGUUCUGCUGACUCCUGGGACCCCGGCCGUCGUGCAAGGGAAAGGUUUGGCCUACUCGACCGCCUGCCUGCUGUCGACCGUUGUGUUUCUGCUGCUGCUGACGCAUUUGAACAAAUGGCGCAUGAACAAGACCUACGGCGCCAUUCUGAUGGGCUGGUACCUGAUCUUUAUGGUGGUAGCCUGCCUCCACGAGCUCAACAUCUUCGAAUACGUCAAUCCUCCUUCUUGCGAUAGUGAUUACUGAGUAACUACGCAACAGUGUAGUGCUGGACGCUAAAGUCUGCCCUGUUUAACAAACACCUGCCAGGUAACGUUUGCGCGUCACGCACCAUGGCGUCAGACGCUUGGCGGGUGCUUUUUUUUUUUUUUUUUGCACAGCAUGACUCUCAUUGCGAGCCACGGUCUUGUCACGUGAUGGGUAGGCCUGAAACAUACCUAUAGUUGGGUACAACUUAGGAAGGCAGGAGAGGUCCCGCCCAGAUGACCGAAGCGCAGCAGCCGAUUGCCUCAGUGACUAAAUAAAUAGUCCCGCUGACGCGACUGGGCCCAGUUCUAAGCGCGGGCUGCCAUGUUCUCCGCCGGCGGGGUCACCGGCCGUCCGGCUCACGACGUAAGUCUAGAGUGUGCGCCCAUUGGUGGAGGUUCGUGUGCAGCCGCCUUUGAGGGGCAAAUGCCGCUGCCUUCUAAAGUUGUACCCGACUAUAGGAGGUGUUAGUUUAACGCGUCAGCAUGGAAGCAUGGCUCGCGAAACUUGAACACCACUUGAAAUCAAAAGCGGCGGCGACACUCUACCACCAAAGGCGUGAAUAAAGUGCACCCUCCUAA